Molecule: messenger RNA, 1317 nt
Organism: Raphanus sativus (radish)
Lineage: Eukaryota; Viridiplantae; Streptophyta; Magnoliopsida; Brassicales; Brassicaceae
Product: purple acid phosphatase 7-like
Exons: 7
Coding region: 67-1065 (332 amino acids)
Molecular function (GO): acid phosphatase activity; ferric iron binding; ferrous iron binding
Source: RefSeq, a predicted model, not a curated record
AGACUUCCCUCUCUCAUUAGUUUCUUCUGGAUUUAUUAAGAACAGAGAAAGUAAUUAAGAUAUAAGAUGAAGAUGUGUGCAUUGAGGUUCAGUGUGCGUUUAAUGUUUACUAUUCUAUGUUUGUUCUUCAGUCAUUCUUUGUCAAAGCUUGAAAGGUUGGAGCAUCCGGUGACGAAAUCUGAUGGCUCGUUGAACAUACUAGUCGUCGGAGAUUGGGGACGACAAGGAGCUUUUAAUCAAUCUCUCGUUGCUCAUCAGAUGGGAAUCGUGGGAGAGCAACUAGACAUAGAUUAUGUGAUAUCAGUGGGAGAUAAUUUCUAUGACGACGGUUUAAAAGGAGACACUGAUCCUGCUUUUGAAGCUUCAUUCUCUCAUAUCUACACUCAUCCUAGUCUCCAAAAACAGUGGUAUUCUGUUUUGGGGAACCAUGAUUACCAAGGAAAUGUUGCAGCACAACUAAGUCAUGUUCUCACCCAAAAAGAUUGGAGAUGGUUUUGUCGUAGAUCUUUUGUCUUACUCUCAGGAAUGGUGGAGUUUUUCUUUGUGGACACAAAUCCAUUUGUAGAACAAUACUUCACAGAUCCAGAAGACCACACUUAUGAUUGGAGCAACGUGUUACCCAGGGAUAGAUAUAUCUCUAGCCUCUUACAUGAUUUAGAUUUAGCGAUGAAAAAGUCGCGUGCCACAUGGAAAUUUGUCGUGGGACAUCAUGGGAUCAAAACCGCAGGUGAGCAUGGUGUGACCCAAGAGCUUGUCGAUCAACUUCUUCCAAUUCUAGAGGAGAAUAAAGUGGACGUGUACAUGAAUGGACAUGAUCAUUGCUUGCAACACAUUGGGUCCAACGGUGGAAUUCAAUUUCUGACAAGUGGAGGAGGAUCAAAGGCAUGGAAAGGAGUUAUUCUACCAUGGGAUCCAAAAGAACUCAAACUCUAUUACGACGGCCAAGGUUUCAUGUCUAUUCACAUCACUCACUCUCAAGCCAAGUUCGUCUACUAUGAUAUUUCGGGCAAUGUUCUUCAUCAAUUCACCUUGUCCAAGAAGUCUAAAACUUUUGGCCACUAUUAAAAGAUUAUUCCUCUAAAGACGGAGAGAGUGAUUCAAGCAUAUUUUUAAUUUGACUUUUCUUUUCUUUUUGAGCAAAUUUGAGAUUUCUUAUUGUAAGAUGUAUCGUAUCCAUUUCAAUUGUUGUGCGGAACAUCUGAGAUCAUCUGAUGCGCAUAUCAUUGAUUUUUUCUGCUUCAAGUUAUUGUAAUUCUACUUUUCAAAAAAAAGUUAUUGUAAUUCUAUAAAACUCUAUAUAAUUGCUAAAUUGUGUGA